AGUCCGGACACUUUCACCCCCUUCCAGUCCGGACACUUUCCCCCCCCUUCCAGUCUGGACAUUUUCCCCCCCUUCCGGUCCGUGGACACUUUUAACCCCCCUCCAGUCCGGACACUUUCCCCCCCCUUCCAGUCCGGACACUUUCACCCCCUUCCAGUCCAGACACUUUCACCCCCCUUCCAGUCCGGACACUUUUUCACCCCCUUCCAGUCCGGACACUUUCCCCCCCUUCCAGUCCAGACACUUUCACCCCCUUCCAGUCCGGACACUUUCCCCCCCCUUCCAGUCCGGACACUUUCCCCCCCUUCCAGUCCAGACACU
This is a messenger RNA of Staurois parvus, 321 nucleotides long. NCBI's taxonomy places the organism in Eukaryota, Metazoa, Chordata, Amphibia, Anura, Ranidae. The record is from the annotation of a GenBank genome assembly.